Molecule: messenger RNA, 1102 nt
Organism: Juglans microcarpa x Juglans regia
Lineage: Eukaryota; Viridiplantae; Streptophyta; Magnoliopsida; Fagales; Juglandaceae
Product: probable LRR receptor-like serine/threonine-protein kinase At1g53440
Biological process (GO): protein phosphorylation
Molecular function (GO): protein kinase activity; ATP binding
Source: RefSeq, a predicted model, not a curated record
AUGAAAUCUAGAAUUUGAGAAUGAGAUAGGCAUGAUAUCUAGUUUACAACACCCGAAUGUUGUUAGAUUGUAUGGAGCUUGUGUUGAAGGAAAUCAACUGUUCUUGGUAUAUGAAUACAUGGAAAACAAUAGUCUGGCUCGUCCUUUGUUUGGUCCAGAGCAAUACCAAUUAAAAUUGGACUGGCCUACAAGGCAAAAAAUAUGCGUUGGCAUUGCAAGAGGCCUAGCUUUCUUGCAUGAGGAAUCAACACUGAGAAUUGUUUACAGAGACAUUAAAAUUUCAAAUGUCAACCCAAAGAUUUCUGACUUUGGUUUGGCCAAGCUCGAUGAAGAGGAAAACACCCAUAUCAGCACUCGAGUUGCUGGAACCAUAGGAUACAUGGCACCAGAAUAUGCAUUAUGGGGUUAUUUAACAUAUAAAGCAGAUAUCUAUAGUUUUGGGGUUGCUUCGUUGGAAAUUGUUGCGGGGAAGAGCAACAUGAAAUUUCGACCAAAUGAAAGUUAUUUUCUCUUCUUGAUUGGGCUCUUGUUUUACAACAAAAGGGUAAUCUAUUGGAGCUAGUGGAUCCAAAGUUAGACUUCAAGUUCAACAAGGAGGAGGCAAUUAGAAUGAACAAAGUAGCUUUACUAUGUACAAAUCCAUCUCCAACUCUUAGACCCACAAUGUCUGCAGUAGUAAGCAUGCUCGAAGGCCAAACAGCUGUUAAUGAAGCUAUUAUGGAUCCAAGCAUAUAUGGAGACGAUUUCAAGUUUAAAGCUUUAAGAAAGUAGUUCGAUCAGAUCCAGCAUGAAUCGAUGGACUCAAUUGGAGCUGAGAGCCGUAAUCGUUCGUUAUGUGCAACGUGGACGGGAACUUCUUCUACGUCUGCCCAGGAUCUUUAUGAUCCACAUUAUCUUGAUACUCAGUAAUGGUCACAAAAUAUUUUCUCCCUCAUGCAAAAUGUUUGUUGUAAUAAAUUAGUGACUAUUUGCUUCAGCAAUCCACAGUGCUAAGGAACAUCUGCUAAUUUCAUUAUAACUGAAAAUAUAAAGAUAAACAUAUGUGCAGCUAGCUUGCUAUGUGGAAUCAAGAAAAUAAUAUAUAAUUUUGUUAUUAAGAGAA